Globicephala melas (long-finned pilot whale) is the source of this 1092-nucleotide messenger RNA. It is a transcript of the gene PRADC1, whose product is annotated as protease associated domain containing 1. The record is from RefSeq and is a predicted model, not a curated record. Lineage: Eukaryota; Metazoa; Chordata; Mammalia; Artiodactyla; Delphinidae.
GAGUCCAGAGCAGCUGUCAGGCUGAAGUCCGGCGAGCUACGCGCAGCAGGGCGGCUGGAGGAAGCGCGGCGCCGGGCCGGGCCCUGGAGAUGGUCCCCGGCGCCGCGGGCUGGUGUUGUCUCGUGCUCUGGCUCCCCGCGUGCGUCGCGGCCCACGGCUUACGCAUCCAUGAUUAUUUGUACUUUCAAGUGCUGAGUCCUGGGGACAUUCGAUACAUCUUUACUGCCACGCCUGCCAAGGACUUUGGUGGUAUCUUUCACACAAGGUAUGAGCAGAUUCACCUUGUCCCUGCUGAACCUUCAGAGGCCUGCGGGGAACUCAGCAACGGUUUCUUCAUCCAGGACCAGAUCGCUCUGGUGGAGAGGGGGGGCUGCUCCUUCCUCUCCAAGACCCGGGUGGUGCAGGAGCACGGUGGGCGGGCAGUGAUCAUCUCUGACAACGCAGUUGACAAUGACAGCUUCUACGUGGAGAUGAUCCAAGACAGUACCCAGCGCACAGCUGACAUCCCCGCCCUCUUCCUGCUUGGCCGAGAUGGCUACAUGAUCCGCCGCUCCCUGGAACAGCAUGGGCUGCCAUGGGCCAUCAUUUCCAUCCCAGUCAAUGUCACCAGCAUCCCCACCUUUGAGCUGCUGCAACCACCCUGGACCUUCUGGUAGAAGAGUUGGUCCCACAUUCCAGCCAUAAGCAACUCUGGGCUGGGAAGGGGAAAAUCCAGGAAUUCUGCUGUUUGGGACUUGGGGAUAGCAUUUGGGGACUGGGGGAGCCAGGCAGAGGAAAAGGGCUUGGGCCUUGGCUAAGUUAAAGGAAGACACACCACUGGCCUUCCCCCCCCGGGCUCCUAAGGUGUCUCAUGCUAUGGGAAGAGGCAAGACCCAGGCCCCAGGUCUUAUGGGCUAGGGUCUGGAACUAAAGGGGCCAACAGCAGGUGGUCUGAGAGCCAUCUGAGACCUGUCACAUCCCACCUGGCUUCAGCCUCCCCACCCAGGGUCUUUCACAGCAGUUGCUGGAAUGGUAUAAGGAGCUGGUGUUUGAGGACUACAUAAUAAACCCUCACUGACUUUUUAGCAAUAAAGCCUCUCAUCAGGGUUGUAA